Molecule: messenger RNA, 1456 nt
Organism: Pelmatolapia mariae (spotted tilapia)
Lineage: Eukaryota; Metazoa; Chordata; Actinopteri; Cichliformes; Cichlidae
Gene: dhrs7
Product: dehydrogenase/reductase (SDR family) member 7
Exons: 7
Coding region: 214-1224 (336 amino acids)
Molecular function (GO): oxidoreductase activity
Source: RefSeq, a predicted model, not a curated record
ACUGCUUCAUUAUUGCAAACAUUUUAAGAGAUACUUAUUAUUCUUAACAUCUUAACAGAUACUCUGACCUGUAACUAUCGUAAAAUACUUCGACCGUAAGUAGACACCGUUCGCACAUGCGUGGUACCGAUCGGGUUUCCGGUACAGAUCGGGUAGUGACAAGCCACUUUAAAAGUGUACGCGUGUGCUGUGUAGCCCACUUGCUUCCACCAAAUGGACUGCUGGAUUGUGUCUGCUCUCAGCUGGUUUAUACCAGUUUAUUUACUCAUCCAUUUACUCUGCUUCCUUUUCGCGGAUGCAGACUUCACUCUCCUCUGGGCAAGUCUAGCGGGGCACAAGCCAGAGAGGAAGCUGAAAGGGCUGGUGGUGUGGAUCACUGGAGCAUCCAGUGGUAUUGGAGAAGAGCUGGCCUACCAGCUGGCAAAGUGUGGCUCACGUCUCAUACUGUCUGCUCGCCGUGAGGAUGAGCUACACAGAGUGAAACGCCAUUGCUUAGAGACCUCCGACCUUAAGGAUGACGAUGUUCUUGUUCUUCCCCUUGAUUUGCUGGAGAGGACAUCACACGAGGAAAAAACAAAAACAGUUAUUCGCUACUUUGGGCAUAUUGAUAUCCUCAUUAACAAUGGCGGUCGAAGUCAGCGCUCUCUGUUCUUGGAAACCAGCGUGGAUGUGUGCCAGGCCUUGAUGGAGCUCAACUUCUUAGGUACGGUCUCUAUAACCAAGCAGGUGCUGCCUCACAUGACGCAGCGAGGCAGGGGGAGCAUCGUGACUGUCAGCAGCCUAGUCGGCCUCGCCGGGGCGCCUCUUGCAACAGGAUACUGUGCCACCAAGCAUGCUCUUCAGGGUUUUUUCAAUGCCCUUCGACCUGAGCUGACUGAUUAUCCAAAGAUACUAAUUAGCAUGGUGUGCCCAGGGCCAGUCCAAUCACAGAUCGUCAGCAACGUCUUCACAGAGGAACUAAACAAGCCUGUGGCAGCAGUUGGAAGCCAGGAACACAAAAUGCCAACAAGUCGCUGUGUGCAUUUAAUGCUAGUGGGAAUCACCAAUGGUGUCAAGGAGAUGUGGAUUGCACAGCAGCCCUUUCUCCUGUUUUACUAUGCCUGGCAGUAUGCUCCCACGUUUGCCUGGUUCAUCACAGACCUGCUGGGAAGGAAGAGAGUUCAAAAUUUUAAAGCUGGUGUGGAUGCAGACUCUGCAUACUUCACUAAACCGAAGACCUCCUGAAAGCCGCGUCCUCAGGAAGAAACGCUUCAAUGCGUUCCUAAAGUUGGACUUUGGAUUAUUAUUUUUUUUUUCCAUCCAGAAGGAAGAAUUCAAGGACACGACUGUUUAAAAGCUCAGUUUAAAAGCUCUUCUUGUCUCAGACGUAGUUAGUCUUUUUUUCCCUUGUUUUUUUUUUUUUUUUUGUUCAUCUUGAUGAGACUGAAAGAAUGAUUACAGAUUUGAAUGACCUUUU